Molecule: messenger RNA, 1695 nt
Organism: Bactrocera oleae (olive fruit fly)
Lineage: Eukaryota; Metazoa; Arthropoda; Insecta; Diptera; Tephritidae
Source: RefSeq, a predicted model, not a curated record
AACAAAUCUAAUUCGACAUUUGCGAAUUCGGAACAAUUCUUAAACAAACCAAACACAUUUCAUUCCAGAACCAGCAAUCUUUCGGCAAACAUUGGGUGCGACCGCUGCAAUCGUGCAAAUAAAAUACAAUUCUAUCUUUAUAGCAAGAGUAAUGAAGUUAAUGAAGUGUAAGCAAACAUUUAUUUCUCUUAAUAUAAAAGGAAAGAAAUGUGCCUAGAAAUUAUCAGUACAAAAAAAGUCAUUGGUUUGUAUCGAAAACUGUGAUUGAUAAAAUGGUUUACUAAAUGACAAUGACUAACACACCAAACGGAAAUGCCGAGAAUGAUGUUGGCAAACUACCUGAGUGGUUGGAAGCAGUAACUUUUGAAAAUGCCGCACGCACGCAUAUUGGUGAAGAUUUUGGCAAAAUUGUCAACGCUCGAUUUGAGAGUGACCCGAGUAGUAAAGCCAACUAUUCCUCUUUACUGCUACGUCUCCAUCUGGAUGUAGAGCUUACAGAUGGCAGUAUAAAAACAGUUACCUUCGUCCUUAAAGCACCGCAUAGCAACGAAAUAAUGUCAAAAAUAAUAAACCUGUUAAAACUUUUCCCGAAGGAGGAAAAAAUGUACCACAGUAUUAUACCGAAAUUCGAAACGCUAUACACGCAAGUGGGCAGUGAUAUUAAAUUUGCCCCGAAUGCGUAUCAAUUUGAUCGCGACAUAGGUGUCGAUUAUAUUUUACUGGAAGAUCUACGUCCAAGAGGUUAUAAAAAUGCCAAUCGAAUCAAAGGUUUAGACUUGGAACAUACAAAGCAUGUGCUUCAGAAACUGGCCGAGUUUCAUGCUGCAUCCGCGUGCUACGUGGAACACUUUGGAAUGUUUCCCGAGGAAUUCACUGUUGGAUUUUAUUCGAAGAAUAAUACAGAACUCCUGAAGCAAUUCAACUCGUCUAGUGCAUUUUUAGCGCAAUUGAAAAAGUGGAAGAAUGGUCAAGCGUUUUAUGAAAAGUUGGCUGACAGCGACAGCUACUUGGUGGAUCGUCUGCUGCAGGAUCAGACUUAUAAUCCAAGUGAAUUCAACGUACUCAACCACGGCGAUUGUUGGGUGAAUAACAUUUUAUUUAAGUAUAAUGCGUUCGGCAAAAUUACGGAUACUCGUUUUAUUGACUUUCAAGUGGGCAAAUACGGCUCGCCAGCUAAUGAUCUGUAUUACUUCAUACUAUCCUCCACUGCUGCAGACAUCAAAAUAGCACAUUUUGAUUACUUGGUUCGUUACUAUUUCGAUAACCUGGUUGAGAAUUUAAAACUUCUUCAAUAUCACAGACCUUUACCGAAACUUCGUAAUCUCCAUUCCGUGUUGCUGAAACAUGGUCUAACAGCCUAUUUGGUGGUCUCUAAAAUAUUGCCCGUCGUAAUGCUGGAGAAGAGUGGUGAUGAAACCAACAGAAAUGGAACGCAAGACGAGGAUAAACUUAAAUUUGCCAUGUAUACUAAUCCAAAAUAUGUUGAGUCCGUAUCGGAGAUUUUACCGUGGUUGGAUAAUCGUGGUUUGCUGGACUGGAAGGUCUAGCGACCUUCAAAUGCAACGAUCUUUAGAUAGAUAGUAUCAUAUGCUUCUGAUGUACUCGUAUAAACAUUUACGAUGUACACAUAAAGUUCAUUAAAACAUAAUAUAUUUCUGAUUAAUAAACUUGCAAUUACAUACGCAUAUUUAUGGU